Molecule: messenger RNA, 3972 nt
Organism: Pararge aegeria (speckled wood butterfly)
Lineage: Eukaryota; Metazoa; Arthropoda; Insecta; Lepidoptera; Nymphalidae
Exons: 2
Coding region: 190-3678 (1162 amino acids)
Source: RefSeq, a predicted model, not a curated record
GUAGCUAGAGACAUGUUUUAUUAGCCUCCGGCCGCUCCUAAUAAAGAGCGUGAAUUUGUAUCUUACAACUCGUUUUCGUUUGUAUGCACCAUAAAUUAACUUACCUUAAUUUGCAUAAGGUUCUAGUGUACCUAAUCUUUAUAUACUACAAGCUACUGAACAAAAGCAGCACCCAAUAAAAAGGACACAAUGGCACCACUGUCAGUAGAUGGAGACACGUUAGGACAAAAGCAUCAAAAUUACAAUAAAAUAGUAAAUGAAGCGAUCAAAAACAAUCCUACACCACAGAUAACGGCAUUAAAUUAUGAAGAGUCGGAUUUGGAUAAUCUAUACAAAAUAGAUAUAGCGUGUAACAGAAGAAAUGUCGAAUAUAUUCUUGAAGUUUUGAAAAGCGAAGACAUGUUAUAUGUAUCCCGAGCUAUCAAGCAAUCCACGUGGUUAAUAACAGACCAGCAAUACGCUUCCAUUAUUAAUCCCGAAUAUUUGUAUAACAGCCUUUCUCCUCAGAUGACCACUAAGGCUUUUAACAAACUUGUUCUGCACAUAAGGUUAAAUUUAGAGGACGAAAAUCGUGUUGAAGCCUUUUUUAACUAUAGCAAAAAAGAAGAUUUGCAAAAAGCAUUCAAGUGGCUACCGGGUUGCUCUAAUCUCUUUAUUGAAGAUAUCAUUCAGAAACAUGCUGAUGAUAUACCAGAGCGAAUAUUUAAGCGUUUAUAUGAAAAAUCUAUUACAUUUGUAAAACUAACUCUGCGAAGUCUUAAAUUACAAUAUUUAAGAAGAGACAAGAUAUCACCUGCAGUGUUUCUCGUAAAAAGAAACGUUGAAAUGUUCUUAGAUAUUAUAGAAGUAUCUGAUGUCGAUUGUUUACCACGUUUCAGUCCAAAAAUAACAAAAAAAGUAAUGGAGAGCAGUCCUGAGAGGAUAAUGAAAAAUCUUGAAAAAUAUGUUUCUGUUCUUGACAUAUCUACUUUUGCAAAAUUUAUAAAAAAUGAAGAAGCUAAGGAUUUUAUUUUAUCUCACAUCCAAAACAAGAAAAUGCGUUUCUGGUUCAUACAUAAAAACCUAAAACACUUUCUGAAUCGACUGCCAUCCGAGGAACGUUUUGAUUUUAUUAAAAAAUAUUUUAUAGAAAAAUUUCAUCAUGAUAAUGUUGAAGCUGAGACAUGGCGUGAUGUAGUAGUGCAAUGUAGUCCACCGUUUAGAGGAAAGGAAUCAUCUUUGAAAAAUAUUUACAGCUGGUACAUUUAUGCACCAUUUGAUAGAGCUUUUGAAGAGUUGAAACAGUUGAUUCGUAAAGAAUCAAGUCCUUCCGAUAGAAUAUUAGUUUUUAGUGUAAUGCUAACUUGUGCUGGUAGUGAUAAGCAAAGUGUUUGUAAGUUAUUAAAGUAUUACCGUGAACAUCACAUUAAUGAACCAUUCAAGUAUAAAAUUCAAUUUGUUAAUAAAUUGCUGACUAAAACGGAUACACACCGGUAUGAUAAUGAAACUUGGGGAUAUUUAAACGAUCUUUUUAAUAGCAUGGAGGUGUACUCUAAAUCGGAUAAAAAUGUGCAAUUGUGUGUGAAAGCCAUAAUUUCACACCAUGUUGUUAAUGGCAAAAAUAUUCCCGAAAUUAUAGAAAAUAAAUAUGAAUUUGAAAAUUUGGAUGGUAAAAUUAAAUUUAACGUGGAAGAAAGAGAGAAAAUAUUUGAUUUCUUAUACAAUUAUCUGAUUUUAAAAAUGAAAAAUGAUUUUAACACUGAUAAGGAAUUCGAUGAAACUGUGGACUAUGUAGUAAAAGUUUUAAAUCUUCUCAAAGAUUGGAAUAAAGAACUCAAAGAUUAUCCAUGCAUACUCCAAAAAAUCAAAGAUCUUAUAAAUGCAAAAAAAAAAAAGUCUUGGAAUCGGGAUCUUUCGGAAAUAUAUAAUGUACAAAAAUCUUGGAGAAAACUAUUAUUGGCAGAAUCUAUCCUUCUGAAUCCUACCGAAGAUAGCUGUAUUAAUGCUCUUAAACAUAGUCCAAAGUUGUUUGAAAUAUAUAGAGAUGAAAUUAAACAAUUAUGGAUAUAUAAAAACAAUCACAUAGAAAGGUUCCUUAAAAAAAUUCGAAUUUAUUGGUAUCAAUCUUUAGCAGAAAGUUUCAAAACAACUUUUUUAGAAAACGUAGAAGAAAGAAGCAUACAAAGUCACGUUGCAUUGAUAAAAGGAAUCUGUACUUUACUGCCACCUAAAGAACUUUUGGAUUUCAUAAAAAAAUACGUCCCUAAGGAAUCUAAAAUUGACUGGAGUCAACCAGAUGAAUUAGAGCUUAAUCUUUGGAAAGGUAUUGGUAAAGGUAUGCAUUUAGCAAGACCCCAUCCUCCUCUUGCUGUGGUUUUGCUAUACGCUAAAGGAGAUUAUUUGCAAUAUGUGCUACCAUCUUUAAAUGCAAUACUCCAUAACAUUAGCGCCAACAAUAUUGCCGAAAAUUUACCAAAGCUUAUUAAUUCACCAGUAGCCUUACAACAACAUAGCAUUCAAGCUGCAUUUUCUAAGCUAAAGCAUGAGAAACUUCAAGGUAUAUUUUCUGAUAUAUGGAAAUCUAGUACGAAUAGUACCAUUCGAACUGUUAUCUUUUGCCAUACUUACAAAAUGCUUUCUACGGAAACCAAUGAAUCUGAUAUAAAAGAAAUAUGGGACUUGCUGAGUAUAUUUAUCGAAAAUUUGACUUUUAAUGAAAAUAAGAAAAUAUAUUUGACAUUGAGCAAAGUUGAAAAAGUGCCACUAUCCGUAAGAACUGAAUUUUGGAUGAAGAGUUAUGAUUUCUUAAAGAAGUUACCGGCAUCUGCAAAUUGCACAAGUCUUAUUAAUGAUUUAUGCUCUCAAAUGAAUGAUAUAAUGGAGACUUUAGAUGUUGGUUUUAUGGCUAAAAUAUGUUUUGAAAAUUUCGACAUCAAGUUUACUACUGUCCAAUACGACUACUCUUAUCAGGUAUCUUUGUAUUUGCUGUCUACAAAGACUGAAGCUGCUCAGAUGGAGCGUUACGAAAAAAUUCUUUUACCAAUACUGGAAAAAGCUAUUGCUGGGUGGGACAAGCAACAUAAAAAUGUUUACCACGCAAGAAAUAAUUUAAGUGAUAUAUUUGCUUCUAUAUCUAGAGAAUUUGAAAAUGUUGUCUUAAAAAAGCAAAUGAUUUUCCCUAUUUCUAUGUAUACUUCAGCCCUGAAUAAACUUCAAAAUAAUCUCCCAACCAUAGAAAGUUAUAUGCUUUUAACAAAUAUAAAGUUGUCGUUAGGAUACAUACAAAUUUUACAUGAUCAAAAAGCAAACACUGGUUCUGCAGAAAGCUUUGACAUUAACCGAGAUGUUGGGAAAGAUUUGCGCUCUAGUGCAGCUCCAAUUUUUGGUAGUUUAUGUUUAAAAUAUUUAAAGGAAGACGUCGCCAACCAUUUUCCAUCCAUUUACGUUAUUUUUGCAGAAACCUUAGAUGCUAUAUUUAAACAGUUUUCUAUUAGUUUCAAUGAUAAAUUGGCAGUUAUCAAAGGCUUUCUUGAAGACAAGGAUUUUAUUCAAGGAUAUUUGGUAGUAAUGAAAUUAAUACCAAGCUAUUCAUACGGAGACGAAGAAAAUGCUUUGAAAAAUGAAUUGCUUGAGGCAUUAAGCUUUCAUCCUUUAGAAGAAGUCUUAAUGCAUUAUUGGCUAUUGCGAAGAGACAAUUAAGUCAAUAUACUUUUAAACAACACAAGUAAGUUAAUAUACUUUUAUACAUUUACCAUCAAGUCAUAGAAUCCAUCGUGACUUAUUCAAUAUGGGAGUAUAUAUAGAAAUUUAUUAAGAAGUUGUUGAAUAUGGAGCGGGGUUUAGCUAAACAACCUAAGCAAACAAUAAAUAAUAAGUCAAAAAGAGUAGAAAAAAACGUAGCCUAAGGAAGCCAAGAUGACAGAUGAUAAGUAAAAAGAAGUAACUGAAAUUUUGUGAUAUUUUUUGCAAUUACUAAUUAUAAAUAUGCUCAAA